UCCUUUCUCCACUCACUCACGAGCAGAGCAGGUGGUGGCAACUCCUUCUCACUUUCUUCCUCUGCUGACUCCUCGAGCUUGGACAAGAAGGGAAAGCAACACUCGUUUUGAAAUUGUCUCUAAUUUCGAAUUUACAAUUAAAAUCUGUACUUUUGUCGUGCUCUUUGGGCUUGGAACGUUAAAACACACGCGUUUGGUUGCUAGAAUCUGUCAGUGAACCUGGAAGCUUUGUGGAGAAGACAAACCAGAGUGAUUACUAAAUAAAUAUUUCAAAAUAUUGGGCACCUCCCACCCGACCCAAAGUACUAAAAUUCCAUCACAACGGAAAAACACAAUGUCGUGUCAAUCAGUUGUGAACGACUUUCUAAGUGGGCUUCCUUCCAAACAUCCAGAUAAUUUUCAAAAAUGGGUGAUGGAUGGACCCAAAUCAAACGUUACUCGGAGGCCAGCAUCUUAUGUUCCCACUAAAGAUAUUCCUGCACAACAAGUGAUUGUGACAGAAAAGACCAACAUUCUUUUGCGCUACCUGCAUCAGCAAUUUGACAAAAAAAGCGGAAAGCACGGAUCCAAACGCGACUCUUCAGUUUUGGAGGACGACACUUCGAGAAAACGGAGCAGAUUCGAAUGACAUUAUCAUCUAAGUCAUCAUGAGGACGAAGAAGACGAAGACAGACCCCUAAAUUUAUCGACUACGUUUUGAAAGCCGUAACAAUAAACAGCGGCUCACAAAUAAUGGAUUAAUACGAAAAACGAAGAUCUGAAGAUAACAAAAGAAGUCAACAUAAUACAUACAAUAAAAUACGGUCUGUCAAAAAGAUGCAAAUGCAAUCUAUCUCCUCCUCCGUUCUCAUGAUGGCGAGACGAACUAAAAGUCAUUUGCGUUUGCCAAUUUUCUUUGUAUGCUCUUUCAUUAUUUUGUGAAUUAUUUUUUAAUAUUCAAAUACCAGUAAUUAUUUAUCAAGUGUGUUUUACGUCUAGGUUUCUCAUUGCACUAUUCGCAAUUGUAUUUGUUAGUAGUUAGAAGUAUUAAUGUGCUAAUUUUCUUGACGCUUUUAGAUCCGCCGUUUGGCGGACUAAAAAAAGUGUCGUCGUCUAGACUCGAAAGUCCUCUACUAAUUUUGAGUGAAAUUCGUCUUACUUGCAAAGCACAUUGAUCCAUGAUAAGUAUCCUUAUUAUUCCUUAUUAUGAUGGCAAUCUCUAUCUCUCGUAUAAUUAAUUAUCUAAAUAUAUAAAGUAAGUGGAUGGAUGCUAUAAUUAGCCUAAAAUAUGUAAAGCUUUAUAUAUUGUGGUGAUAUAUUACUUGAAUAAGAAAGAUACGCUGCUGUGUUCAGGAA
Messenger RNA from Folsomia candida, 1335 nucleotides. Its product is annotated as DET1- and DDB1-associated protein 1. The transcript has 5 exons. Bases 335 to 628 code for a protein of 97 amino acids. NCBI's taxonomy places the organism in Eukaryota, Metazoa, Arthropoda, Collembola, Entomobryomorpha, Isotomidae. Gene Ontology annotation, biological process: positive regulation of proteasomal ubiquitin-dependent protein catabolic process. The record is from RefSeq and is a predicted model, not a curated record. Gene Ontology annotation, cellular component: Cul4-RING E3 ubiquitin ligase complex.